Astrephomene gubernaculifera is the source of this 2253-nucleotide messenger RNA. The record is from the annotation of a GenBank genome assembly. NCBI's taxonomy places the organism in Eukaryota, Viridiplantae, Chlorophyta, Chlorophyceae, Chlamydomonadales, Astrephomenaceae.
CCCAGCGGCUUGACUUGCUGCGUCGAGUGGCUCUAGCCAGGCUAGAGCAGCUCUGCGCGGCACCGCCGCUGCCGCCACCGCCGCUGCCACCGCCCUCAUCUUCCUCAACCCCUCCAUCGUCCCCCACUUCCCAAGCACAGCAGUCCCCAAAUAUGUCUACCACCACCGCAGCAUCACUCCUUGCCAGCGCCACCCCUACCCCCACUCGGCCAGGUGACUCCUUCCCGGCAUCCGCGCCGUCAACCCCCUCUCCGACGGUCUCCUCCGCCACCCCUUCCGUCGCCGACGCCGCCGCCAGCAUCUCCCUGGAUGACUCCAUGCGGCUUCUGACAGCCCUUGCCAAGCUUCGUUGGCACAGCCUGCCGGUGGACACUGCGCUGGUGCGAGCAGCUGCCGUACUGCCGCAGCACCGGCGGCGGCGGGUUCCGGAGCUGUCGACGCUGCUGUGGGUGCUGGCGUCGCUGCAGCACGACAGCCCGGAGCUGGUGGACGAGCUGCAGUCGGCGUUGCUUGGGGAGAAGCCGCAGCGGCCGUUAGCUGAGGAGCUCGCCUUGCUCGAGGCGGGGCAGGCGCGGGGGCCGUCAGCUGCAGGGAGCGGAGGAGCAGGAGGGGGCAGCCAGCCGGGUGCCACUCCAACCCCUGCUGCCACCACACAGCCCGAGGCUGCAGCGGCCUCGGAGGCUCUGACGGCGGCGACGGUGCCUGCGGUUUCGCCUGCGUCUCCCGCUCCUACUGCGGGAGAGCCUGUCCCGGCACAGACGGAGGAGACAGCGGCGCGGGAGUCAGAGAACGUGGCACCAGCGCAGGCUGCCUCCAGAGGGUCUAAAGCAGCUCAACCUGCUCUGCCUGAAAGCAGCGGCCCUGCAGCGGAGGCAACCCAGAAGGGGGCCGCCGUAGGGGAGCCCCAUGCAACCGUCGUCGAUGCAUUCGCUAGCAGCAGCAGCAGCAGCUCCGCCCAGGUAGCCAUGGAAUCUGACCGCUUAACGGGUGCUUCCGCAGCCGCCGCCGCCGUCACCGCAGCCGACGACGACGACGCAGAGCCCAAGGAUUGGGAGCGAACUGCUGUCGACAGUGGUAACGGCGUGAGCAACCCCAGCAGCGGCAGUAGCCUCCUCUCCCGGCCCAUCAAACCCCAGCAGCCAGCAGACACCACCCCUGACCCAGCGACCGCUACCCCGGCGCCAUUCGACCCCGCUGCUGCCACGGCCGCUGCCGCCGCCGCACUCAACCAGCGGCACGUGCAACAGCUGGAGGGACCCAUGGGUCGCGACAUGCUGCCUUCGGAGCCCUGGACUCCCGUGGACGUCUUCAAGGCCCUAUGGGCUUGCGCCAAGAUGAACCGCCACCCUGGGCCGCACAUCCUGGCGGCGGCGGAGCGAAGCUGGAUGUCGUACACGAACCCGGCGGCGGCGGCGGCUGCCGUACCGCCGCCGCUGCAUGCUAUCACGGGCCUGCUGUGGGCUCUAGCUGUGUUCCGGCACCAUAACGGCUCCUUCGCCCAGCGCCUGGCAGCGCAGCUCGCAGCGCGGUUGCAGGAGGGGCGUGAGGGCGGUGGUGACGGCAGCGGGGGUGUGGAGGCGGCGUUCGGGCGGCAGGCGCUGCAGGUGGCUGCAUGCCUGCUGGCGGCGCAGGCGGAUCGGGCGGAGUCGCCGCUGAAUACGUCACUGGCGCCGGAGAUAAGGGCGCGGCUGGUGGCAGCAUGGCGCGCGAGGCUUGCCCAGCGCAUGGCUCGGCCGCCGAACUGGUAUCAAGCUGAUAUCCUUUCGGUACUGCGCAAGAUGGGCCUUACGGCCGCCGCCAAUGUAGCCACCCCGGAUGGUUGUGCCGUUGUGGACGUGGCCGUUGCCCUGAUGCCGCCGCGACCCACGGGUCUGCCCGGUGCGGCGCCUGGCAUGGCUACCAUGAUGACGGGGCAGCCGCCUAGGCUGCUGGCGUUGGAGCUGAUUGGCCGUCACAACAGCGCUGCCAACAGCCCUCGGAUCACUGGCGAGGCGGUGAUCAAGUAUCGGUUGCUGCAGGCCCGCGGCUACAUGGUAGUCCCUGUACCGUGCGAUGAGUGGGACCGCAUCACUUUUCAGGACAUAUGGACCAAGAUCGUCUACCUGCAGGCAAAGAUUGAGCGGCGGACAGCCGUCGUGAGCGGCGGCAGUGUUGGGCCGAGCGCGACAGCGCAAAUAGCGCCUCCAGCUCCGCCGGCUGCUGCCGUGCAAGCAGGGGAGCUGGUAAGCGCCAGGGCAGGGCUUUAGUUACGAG